UAAUUGUUAAAAGCAAACUCAUUUCCCUUUCCCUCCCUCUGACGGAUUCACUCUCAAAAGCCACUCUCACUCACUCAUCCCAUUUACAGUAUCGUGGCAGCACUCUCUCUUUCUCGAUUUUGGAUUAGGGUUUGAGAUUGAGAUGUCAAGAUCAAUUCCAACAGAAGAUAGAAUUAGCUCACUGCCAGAUCCAAUUCUGCAUCACAUUCUUUCAUUUCUCCCAACCAAAAUUGCUGCAACCACAACCAUUCUCUCAAAGAGAUGGAAUCCACUAUGGCUCUCUGUUCCAACUCUCAACUUCGACGACACAACAUUCGAAGACUACAUCUCCUUUCGCCAUUUUGUGUCUACUGUCUUUCUCUCAAGAGACAUCAAUUUACCCAUCCAAUCCUUCCACCUCAAAUGUGCAAAACAGCACUCCGACGAACACGACAUUAAUCGAUUUAUUUAUGCCGCUAUGCAACGAGGAGGAAUCGAGAACCUCCAUCUCAACAUGUUUGGUAGACUUUCCUUAAAAGUUAAAUUACUUACUACCAUUUUCAGUUGUAAGACACUUGUUGUUCUUCAUUUGAGAAAGGUAAAUUUGAAAGAUCUUUCGAAUGUGACUGUGGAUUUACCUCGCCUCAAAACUCUCCAUUUGACUCGUGUACUUUUUGAACGCUUUGAAUAUCUUCCAAAGCUUCUAUCAAGAUGUCCCAUUCUUGAGGAAUUGCAUAUAAAACAUGUUCCACAGAGAUUUGUUUUCCAGGAAAACUCUCAAUGCUUACCGAAUUUGAUUAGAGCAAACUUUUCUUGUCCGAAUGAUCUAUUUUCGAAUGUUCUAUUUACUUUGUGUUGCAGGGCAGAGGUUCUGCGUGUAGAAAUGGAAUUGUUUUACUUCGAGUGGAACUGGCAAUUUCCUAUGUAUCUCAAUCUAACCUAUAUCAAGCUUAUCCUGAAGAAUAAACAUCCUGAGAAGUGGAAGUGGUUGCUAGAAGUGCUGAAUUGUUGUCCUAAGCUUCAAAAUCUUACCAUUCAUGAGGUUUUUAGUAAACCGCUAUUGUGCCGCCGUAUGAAAUUUAGUACAAAGUAUUGUCAAAUAGCUGCUAUAAUAUAUAGCACUGUAGCAUAAUUGAUACAAACUUAUAUUUUCUGCUGUCCGCGGUUGACAAUACUUCUUUUGACCAGCCCAAAUCUGUGAAGGGCAAUUCAAAACUUAUCAAAGUGAAGAAAGAAACUGGGAAAGUUUGCUUACAUAUCUUAUCCUCUACUGUUAAGUUUUUUUACACGUGUUUCUUUCGUGUAGGUUCUGUCAUGAUGGCUUAGGGAAUGAUAAGGUAGUCUUGUCUUAAAUGAAGAGUUAAGAUUGAAACCAUUUUCUCCAGGAAUUGAUUCCAAAGUUAAUGUUCCUUACUUUUGUGCUAAGGUUCCUGCUGGAAUUGAUUUCACUAAAAAAACUCCUCACCAAAUAGAGUGGUAAUUAUAAAUGACUAUGUGCACUAGCUUCCUCUGUAAGUUUCCUGCUUUGUAUCCUUGUGCUGCAGCUCAAUGAGAAAGAAAAGGAGAUUGGUAGCUUUACUUUGAUUUGCAUCAUCAUGUAUUAUACUAAAUAUAAAUUAUUUUGUCUUAAACUACUAUGUUAUGAAAUAUACUAUUUUUCUUGCUAUAUUUUGCUACAUUUGUUGCUAUAUUCCCCAGUUCAGUCAUAAUUUAUGCUUCAACAUAGUUUAACUGUUAUAUCCCUUUCUCUUAAGAUGCAUGUGAAUAUUUGUCAUCCUAUUUUAGGUCCAAUAGGCAUUUCUUGAAACACAAAUAUAUACACAUAUAUAGCGACCAGCAG
This is a messenger RNA of Trifolium pratense (red clover), 1819 nucleotides long. RefSeq names its product putative F-box/FBD/LRR-repeat protein At5g22670. The record is from RefSeq and is a predicted model, not a curated record. Bases 143 to 1111 code for a protein of 322 amino acids. The transcript has 2 exons. Gene Ontology annotation, molecular function: protein binding. Lineage: Eukaryota; Viridiplantae; Streptophyta; Magnoliopsida; Fabales; Fabaceae.